Molecule: messenger RNA, 2427 nt
Organism: Colossoma macropomum (tambaqui)
Lineage: Eukaryota; Metazoa; Chordata; Actinopteri; Characiformes; Serrasalmidae
Gene: cpsf3
Product: cleavage and polyadenylation specific factor 3
Exons: 18
Coding region: 141-2213 (690 amino acids)
Biological process (GO): mRNA 3'-end processing by stem-loop binding and cleavage
Cellular component (GO): mRNA cleavage and polyadenylation specificity factor complex
Molecular function (GO): 5'-3' exonuclease activity; RNA binding; RNA endonuclease activity
Source: RefSeq, a predicted model, not a curated record
CCGGAUGUUGUUGGUCGUUGGUGAACUUCACGCUCAGAACUGAGCGCGCACGCUUUUGUCUUUGUAAUAUCAGUUAAACCUUCAGUUCGACAUGGAGUGAUUAGAAAAUUCAACAAGCGUUACGAGUUUUUACUGUAAAUAUGGCUACGAAGCGUAAAGCAGACGUGCCGGUGCCCGCUGAGGAAAGUGACCAGCUCCUCAUCAGACCUCUAGGUGCUGGUCAAGAGGUGGGCAGGUCAUGCAUCAUCUUGGAGUUUAAGGGGCGUAAAAUUAUGCUGGACUGUGGCAUCCAUCCUGGCCUAGAGGGAAUGGAUGCCCUGCCUUACAUUGAUCUGAUUGAUCCUGCUGAAAUCGAUCUUCUACUCAUCAGCCAUUUUCAUCUGGACCACUGUGGGGCAUUGCCGUGGUUUUUGCAAAAAACAAGCUUUAAAGGAAGAACCUUUAUGACACAUGCAACCAAAGCCAUCUACCGCUGGCUGCUUUCAGAUUAUGUCAAAGUCAGUAAUAUUUCAGCAGACGACAUGCUGUAUACAGAAACAGACCUGGAGGAGAGCAUGGACAAGAUCGAGACCAUAAACUUCCAUGAAGUGAAAGAGGUGGCUGGCAUUAAGUUCUGGUGCUACCAUGCUGGGCACGUUUUGGGAGCAGCUAUGUUCAUGAUUGAGAUUGCAGGUGUAAAGCUUCUUUAUACAGGAGACUUCUCUCGUCAAGAAGACAGACAUCUAAUGGCAGCAGAGAUUCCUAGUGUUAAACCAGACAUCCUCAUCACUGAGUCCACAUACGGCACACACAUCCAUGAGAAGAGAGAAGAAAGAGAAGCCCGCUUUUGUAACACAGUUCAUGACAUUGUGAAUCGGGAGGGGCGCUGUCUCAUCCCUGUCUUUGCCCUGGGUCGAGCCCAGGAGCUGCUACUUAUCCUUGAUGAGUACUGGCAGAAUCAUCCUGAGCUUCACGACAUUCCUAUCUACUAUGCCUCGUCCUUGGCCAAAAAGUGCAUGGCUGUGUACCAGACGUAUGUCAAUGCCAUGAAUGACAAGAUCCGCAAGGCCAUUAACAUCAACAACCCCUUUGUCUUCAAGCAUAUCAGCAACCUCAAGAGCAUGGACCAUUUUGAUGACAUCGGCCCCAGUGUGGUGAUGGCAUCUCCUGGUAUGAUGCAGAGUGGUCUCUCCAGGGAGCUGUUUGAGAGUUGGUGCACUGACAAGAGGAAUGGCGUUAUCAUUGCUGGCUACUGCGUGGAGGGAACGCUUGCUAAGCACAUCAUGUCUGAGCCAGAGGAGAUCACAACCAUGUCAGGCCAGAAGCUGCAGCUGAAGAUGUCUGUGGACUACAUCUCCUUCUCGGCUCACACUGACUACCAGCAGACCAGCGAGUUCAUUCGAGCACUCAAACCACCCCACGUGAUCCUGGUGCAUGGGGAGCAGAAUGAGAUGGCACGUCUAAAGGCAGCCCUCAUUAGAGAGUAUGAAGACAAUGACGAGGUUCACAUUGAGGUGCAUAAUCCCCGCAACACUGAGGCAGUUACCCUCAACUUUAGGGGAGAAAAACUUGCCAAGGUGAUGGGCUCACUUGCUGAUAAAAAGUGUGUACAGGGCCAGAGGGUCUCUGGGAUUUUGGUGAAACGCAACUUCAGUUACCACAUCCUCACCCCCUCUGACCUCUCCAAUUAUACAGAUCUGGCUAUGAGCACAGUGAAGCAGACUCAGGCCAUUCCCUUCACUGGACCCUUCCCUUUACUGCACAACCAGUUAUGCUACUUGGCAGGGAAUGUAGAGGAGGUGGAGGCAGCAGAGAAAACCACACUGAGGAUCUUUAACAGCAUCACCUUGGUUCAUGACGGCAACAUGGUCUUACUGGAGUGGGUUUCCAACCCUUUGAAUGAUAUGUACGCUGAUGCAGUCACUACAGUGGUCCUGGAGGUGCAGUCAAAUCCAAAAGCUCAAAAAGCCAUAAAACCAAGUGUGGAGAAGGUGGAUCCAGAUGUGUUCCAGAACAGACUGCAAAUCAUGUUCCAAGACAUGUUCGGUGAUGAGUGUGUAGACUUAAAGGACAAAAGUAAUCUGUCUAUAACGGUGGAUGGCAAGACUGUCUACGUCAACCUAGAGACUAGGACGGUGGAGUAUGAGGACAGCAGUGCAGAUGAUGAGUCUCUUAAAGAGAUGGUGGAGCUGGCUGUGCAGAGGCUGUAUGACGCUAUGAACCCUGUGAUGUAAAUAAGAUGUCCAGGUGCCUUCCUGUUCUGACCUGCUCUUCAGCCCAAAAACCUCAGCUUUCAACAGUCCAGACAGCUGCUCAGUCUGUUACUACUGAGGCAAUACAAGCCUGAAAGAAGCAGAAAACCAUCCCCUGCUCUGACACCGUAAAUCAACAUUGUAGACAGUGUCCAGUCUUAAAUGUUUGAAUUAAAGAAAACAAAUUCAAUUUGAA